AUGAGCUCCUCAAAACGUUCGUUAAAGGAGAUAUUGGAUUCUGAAUAUGUCGAUAAUAGCGAUGAAGAAGAACCACAUUCAAAUGGGCAUGCAUUCUCUGACACCGAGUUAGAAGAUGAAGAAAUAGAUCCAAGUCUAUGUAUCGAAUGUAAAGAUAUGAAAGCGGAAAUCAUUUGCAAUGAUUGUGAAGAGAGAUUUUGUGUUGUUUGCUUCGAAAUGAUCCAUAGAGGUGGGAAAAGACGUAGGCAUGAAUAUGUGAAAAUCAAUGAUGACGCUCAUAAAAAUGACACAGAAGCUACGGAAUCACCUAACGAUGAUAUACAGCCAAGAUUACCUGAGACUGAAGAUGGACAGAAGAAACUCCAAGACGAGAUAAAUAAAGGUGAUAAGGAAGAAGUUUCAAAUAAUUCUAGGAAUGGAAAUUCCAUUGAUGAUAAGCUGUUAAAGUCUUUAAAAGAAAGUUCUCGUUUUAUUCCAAUGAGAUUGACAUCUGAAGAGCGUCAUUUAUUGAAAUUAUUAGAGGCAGCAUUACAAGUUUCUGAAUAUACAGAUCGGGUUGAUAUCUUAUCGUAUACCUCAAAAUCGAAAAGAAUCGUAGCACAAUUGAAGGAAAUUUGUUCUGUACUAUCGGGAUUAGUGGUUGCAUCAAAUUUGAAAGUUGGUCAGAAAUUAUUAGAAAUGAAAAAUUUUAAUGAUAAUGCCAAGUGGUUCCAAGAUAUAUUUGAAAUCGGAAGACGUUAUAAGAUCAUGAACCCAGAGAGGAUGAGAGAUACAUAUGGUAAACUUUGUUAUAUGGUUAUGGACUCACGAUUACCUCAGAUUGAAGAACAUAUGGAGUUCCAUUUUUUCAAGCCAAUCACCACAAUACAAUCCUUUCUAACCUCUAGAUCUGAGGAUAAAGGUAAAGUAUUAGAAAUGUUUAAUGAUAAAAUGAUUUUGUAUGGUACUGCUCAUAUUUCUCCCGUAGGUAGGGCAAGAGCACAAAUUAGCAAAUUGAUCAAACAGAAAGAAACAGCUAUUGAAAUGUUAGCUUCAAAAUACAGUACUAAAUAUUAUUCCAAAGAAGAUAUACGUCAAGUACUAUAUUCCAUUGGUGAUUAUAAUGCCUACGUGAAUAUGAAUAGACGACCAAUUAUGAGAAUGCUCGAAAGAUUAGACGUUUUCACCCAACCAGAAAUUGCAUCCAAAUAUUCUCUUGGUAUUCAAUACGGCAGAAACGGUUCAAGAUUAACUCAUGAUCAUCAAAGACAAUGGAAUUAUGUUCAACAAUCUCUGACACUAUGGUCUAUCAUUCAAAGAGAAAUGGUUCGUUUAUGGUAUAUGGCUGAUUCUGAUUUGUUUGAUGGACAUCAAUAUAAGUUAGCAUCCACUGGUCAUGGAUUGAAUAGGAUUAAAUCAUGUCCAACCAUUUAUAAAGCUAUGCAUGAGAUCAUAUCCGAAUGUCGCUCAAAGACAGAUUCCUGGGUUGGUUCAUCUGUGGUACAUCUUGGUGAUGAUGCUGUUCCAAAUGCAUUAUUUUUCCUUGAUAAAUACACACAAAUCCCAAGUAUCUUGAUCCCUUUUGAUCAAACAUUAUUAAAGAUCAAUGAGUUAGUGGCUAAGGAUGAAUAUUUAUUGGAAUACAUAAACAAGGAAUAUGGAUCCGUUGAUGAUUUGAAAUUAACAAUUUUACAGGACGCAUUUGCUCAUAUGUUUGAUGGAUCUGGUGCUGAUAACUUUUACAUGAGCGGUUCAUGUAUUGAUGGCCGUCUAACAUCCGCUUGGAAUCAUUGUAAUGAAAUUUCUAAAAAGAAAUAUUACAAUAUCUUCCUACUAUCUUCCUUUAAUGGUUUCAACGGAUCCGAAGGGUUCUAA
Molecule: messenger RNA, 1854 nt
Organism: Naumovozyma dairenensis CBS 421
Lineage: Eukaryota; Fungi; Ascomycota; Saccharomycetes; Saccharomycetales; Saccharomycetaceae
Exons: 1
Coding region: 1-1854 (617 amino acids)
Molecular function (GO): zinc ion binding
Source: RefSeq, a predicted model, not a curated record